Molecule: messenger RNA, 899 nt
Organism: Homarus americanus (American lobster)
Lineage: Eukaryota; Metazoa; Arthropoda; Malacostraca; Decapoda; Nephropidae
Exons: 4
Coding region: 28-468 (146 amino acids)
Source: RefSeq, a predicted model, not a curated record
CACAGCCAGUAUAAAAGAGGUUGGUGGAUGUUGGUCCUCAUACUACUCCUGACAAGCAAGAUGAAGUUCCUCGUGAUAUUCCUCUCCCUCACUGCCCUCACAUGGGCUCAAGGAGUCCCAGAGUGUGACUGUGGCGCCUUCAUUACUGAGUCUGCAGAGGAGGAAGAAGUGUUCCCCAUGGAGGCCUUCGAUGUGGAAAACUGUGAAGAUCAACAAGACUGUCAUGAUAGAUGCCGCACAGAGUGGAACGAAAUGACCAGCGAAGGAGACCUGAAUUUCGAGCUUCCCGACGGCAAGACGGUGGGCCAGAGUAUGUGUGACGACCUGGCUGAAGAGGGUAAAGACGUCGUUGGGCCAACUGAAGUGUUCCUGUACGUGAGACUCUGUGAUGGCCCGUGGGAAGACGACGGUGAGGCCACUAAAGAGACGUUGUGUUGUGACGCAGGUCAACACGAAACCUGCGAGUAAAUACCAGCACACAGCCACCCCUUGAGACUUUUACACCUACAUACAAUGAGACAACAUAACAAAUAGAUCAUUGGGUUAAACUUUCAGCAUUAAAAACAAAACAAAUAUUCAGCACAACUAUAAGUUGUGCACCAUUUUCCACCAAACCAAUCAGCAAACUAAAUUGACAACACAGCCUUUUACGGCAAUUACUGCACCCCGAGUACCAACGUUUAAGUAAAGAAAUAUACCGUCACUCAGUCUUACAAGAGGCUACUCACAGAGCUUCUUGCAUCUAAUAGCCGACAAAACGUUUCUACUAGAGCAGCAACUUUUUCUAACUACCAACAAGGAAGAUUCGCCCAAGGACCUAUAACAAUUGCCUUAUUACUUCCAUAAACAUCAUCUCAAAGGAUGUAAUAAAUACUGACACCAAUAAAACCUUAACAGUU